AUGCCAAGCGAAUCCCGCAGCCGGGACCGUCCCGAGCGACGAGAUCGAGAUCGAGACCGCACACGCGACAAGGAGCGCUCACGCCGUCGCGAUCGGGACAUCGAGCGCGAGCGCGAAUACAUCCGUGGCCGACACGAGGAAGCCGACGAGGGCGCUACAACGUCCAGUCCUGGCAAUGCGCGCAGUGCGAAGUAUCGCUUCCGAGGCGAAUCGGGGAAUGAGUCUGCGUCUGCGCGGCAUGUUCAUGAUGGGGAUGAAUACGAGUAUGAUUCUGCUUAUGAGGAGGAGCAGGCGAGACGAAGAGAGCGGAGGGAGAGGAGACGGAGACAGCGGGAGGAAGAGGAAUUGGAUGGGAGACGGAGGGAGAGGGAGAGGGAUAGAUCUAAGGCUAAGGAAUCGCCUGCUACGUCGCCUGUCAAGCGGAGAGAUCGGGACCGGGAUCGAGAUGGGCAUCGGAGGAGACGGGGUGAGAGUGGGAGUCCUGUUAAGGAUGUGAGAGAGCGCAGGCAUCGCGAUGUUGAUGAUGUUGAGGCGGAGGCGGAGGCUAGACGGCGGCGGAGGAGAGAGAGGGAGCGGGAGAGGGAACGCGAGCGUGAGCGAGAGCUUGAUCGCGAGAUGGAGUUUGGAGCUGCUGCUGUGCCUGCGUCGAAGCAUCGCAGUACUGAGUCUUCUAGCAGUGCCUCGCAUCUAUUGAGUCGGGAUGCCAUGGCGCGACUGGCUGCCGAGCACGAUUAUGAAGAUCAACGACAGCAGUCUCACGGUGAAGAUGAUUCUCGUGAUGAGCGACGACGACAGCGAAAACGGGCUGCUCUUGCUGAAGAGGCACUUGGUCCAGAAGUCGCUGAAGGCCGGUCCCGUCAUAGAUCUGGAGCUCGGGUUGUUUCCGGUGCCUUUCUUGAAGAAGGGCGCAGUUCUAUCGCCAAGGUUCGGCAUCGCGGCGGUGGUCCUCCCCCAGAUGAAGACGAGCACUGGAAAGAGGAAGACAGUUGGGAGGGAAGCUAUUCCAGUGGCCGAGGGCCGCCUGCCUGGAAGUUCUGGUCGAAUUGGUCUAAGAAGAAGCGCAUUGUCAUUGCAUGCUUAUUGGCCUUUGUCGUUUUGGUUGGUGUCAUCGUUGCUGUUGCUGUGGUUGUCUCAAAGAAGAACAGUUCCAACUCGACCUCAGGCUCUGAUUCUUCGUCUUCUGGUUCUGGGGGCCCAUCCAAUUCCAAUUUGGAUAGUAUCAGCCGCGACAGCAUUCCGAGCUAUGCGAAAGGCACUGUCCUGGACCCAUUUACCUGGUACGAUACAAACGGCUUCAAUGUCACCUUCACAAACGCCACAGUGGGCGAUCUUUCUCUCAUGGGAAUCAACUCAACUUGGGAUGAUUCUACCCGAGCAAAUGACAACGUGCCUCCGCUCGACGAAGCAUUUCCCUACGGCUCCCAACCCAUUCGUGGAGUCAACAUCGGCGGAUGGCUAUCUAUUGAACCCUUCAUUGUACCGUCUUUGUUCAGCAAGUGGUCAUCUAGCGACGGGAUCAUCGAUGAGUACACCCUGAGCAAGAAGCUGGGCGGUUCCGCAGCAAGCACGAUCGAGAAGCAUUACGCUACGUUCAUCACCGAGUCUGAUUUCCAAGAGAUAAAGCAGGCGGGACUGGACCAUGUUCGUAUUCAGUACUCUUACUGGGCCGUAAAGACUUACGACGACGAUCCCUAUGUUGCUAAGAUCUCGUGGCGCUACCUGUUACGUGCCAUUGAAUAUUGCCGCAAAUAUGGACUUCGCGUGAAGCUCGAUAUUCAUGGACUUCCCGGUAGUCAGAAUGGCUGGAAUCACAGUGGUCGCCAGGGCAGUAUCGACUGGAUCGACGGCACAGACGGCGCACUCAACCGCCAGCGAUCACUCGAAAUUCAUGAUCAGCUUUCCAAGUUCUUCGCCCAGGAUCGGUACAAAAAUGUGGUGACUAUCUACGGUCUCGUGAACGAGCCAUUGAUGCUGACCUUGCCCGUUGAGAAAGUCCUUAAUUGGACCCAAGAGGCUGCAACCUUGGUUCGCAACAAUGGUAUCAAUGCUACUAUUGUUUUACAUGAUGGCUUCCUCAAUCUGGACAAGUGGGAUAGCAUAUUCAAGAACGGCCCCGAUAAUAUGUACCUGGAUACUCACCAGUACACCACCUUUAACACGGGUGAAAUUGUGUUGAACCACACUGCCAAGGUGGAAAUCAUCUGCAACAGCUGGUCUCCUAUGCUCUCGAGCAUCAACUCUACAAGUUCUGGAUGGGGCCCUACUAUAUGUGGCGAAUGGUCUCAAGCCGACACAGACUGUGGCCAGUACGUAAAUAAUGUCGGCCGUGGUACACGCUGGGAAGGGACGUACGACACAAGCGAUUCGACAGCGUAUUGUCCAACGGCCGAUCAGGGAACUUGCAGCUGUUCCGGUGCAAACAAAGACCCGUCUGAGUACUCAGACUCGUACAAAAAGUUCCUGCUGAUGUAUGCAGAGGCACAGAUGUCCGCCUUUGAAACUGCCAUGGGCUGGUUCUACUGGACAUGGCGCACCGAGUCUGCAGCACAGUGGAGCUACCGUACAGCAUGGAAGAAUGGCUACAUGCCCAGCAAGGCAUACUCGCCAUCCUUCAAAUGCGGUGAUACAGUCCCCGACUUCUCCGACCUACCGGAGUAUUACUGA
This is a messenger RNA of Penicillium nucicola, 2664 nucleotides long. It is a transcript of the gene exg2, whose product is annotated as putative exo-beta-1,3-glucanase. Gene Ontology annotation, cellular component: cell surface; extracellular region. The coding region runs from base 1 to 2664 and encodes 887 amino acids. The record is from RefSeq and is a predicted model, not a curated record. Gene Ontology annotation, molecular function: beta-glucosidase activity. The transcript has 3 exons. Gene Ontology annotation, biological process: glucan catabolic process. NCBI's taxonomy places the organism in Eukaryota, Fungi, Ascomycota, Eurotiomycetes, Eurotiales, Aspergillaceae.